Molecule: messenger RNA, 1503 nt
Organism: Perkinsus marinus ATCC 50983
Lineage: Eukaryota; Perkinsozoa; Perkinsida; Perkinsidae
Product: Tubulin epsilon chain, putative
Exons: 11
Coding region: 1-1503 (500 amino acids)
Biological process (GO): mitotic cell cycle; microtubule cytoskeleton organization
Cellular component (GO): microtubule; cytoplasm
Molecular function (GO): structural constituent of cytoskeleton; GTP binding
Source: RefSeq, a predicted model, not a curated record
AUGCCUCGUGAAGUGGUGACCAUCCAGGUCGGUCAGUGCGGGAAUCAAAUCGGCUGGAGAUUCUGGGACUUGGUCAUUCGAGAGCAUUCGGCCGAAGCCCGCCGGCGGCAGGCUCAGGGACAAGCUAUCGUAUACGAUGAUUGUAUCUCAACAUUUUUCCGCAACCUCGAUGCAAAUGGCGCCGACAUACCAACAGGGUGCGAAAGUCCUCUCGAAAAUAUGCGUGCAAGGGCUAUAUUGGUCGAUAUGGAGCAGGGUGUCAUAAAUCAGGUCUUGAACAGUAAAAUCGGCAGUCUUUUCCGCGACCCUAAGCGACCCAACGACUGCCGACUACAGCAGUGCGUGACUGAUGUCUCGGGCGCUGGCAAUAACUGGGCUCACGGCUACUACGGAUACGGCGAGACUUAUGGAGGCUCCGUGAUGGAGAAGGUCCGAUUUGCAGUGGAGGCAUGUGAUAGCCUUCAAGCCUUCUUCUGUGUGAACUCCCUCGGUGGGGGCACCGGUAGCGGGUUGGGCUCCUACAUACUCGAGAGGCUUGAGGACGAGUACGGGUCGAAGGCCUACCGCUUCGUGUCGGCCCUCUUCCCGACGAUAGAUGCCGAGGAUGAUGUCAUCACCUCACCGUACAAUGCGAUAUUGUCUCUGACGAAACUCAGGGAAAACGCAAGCUGUGUUUUACCCAUAAGUAACGAUGCACUUGCUCGUAUCGUGAACACUUACAACGCCUCUGCUGCACUGGUCAAUGGAGCCACACAGAAGGGCGGGGGAGGGAUGUUCUCCAAGAAGCAAACUUCCUUCGACGACAUGAACUCGAUCGUGGCUAGGUGUUGGUUGGACUUAACGGCAUCGAUGAGAUUCGAAGGCUCCCUCAAUGUUGAUCUCAAUGAGAUAACCUCCAACCUAGUGCCCUUCCCCAACACGCACUUCUUGCUUCCCGCACUGAGUCCGAUCUUCCAACGGUCGAAGGAUGUACGUCUACAACCUCGCAGUUUCGAUCAUAUGUUCUCGGACGCCUUCCUGCCCGGAUCACAGCUUGUUGGAUCCGGUGCCGGCGUGGACCCGAGAGCUUCUCUUUCCCUAGCCUCAGCCUUCCUCCUCAGAGGUGAAUGCUCUUUGAACGACGUUAACCGUAAUGUGAGCCGGAUCAAGAAGACUCUGAAUCGACCUGCUUACCUUGACGACUGCUAUAAGAUCGGUAUUUGCAACGUGUACUCGCUGUUGUCUCUGGUGAAUAGCUGUGGUAUCCGACCCGUGUUCGAGAAGAUGCACGCGAAUUUCUGGCGAUUAUAUAAACGGAAAGCACACGUUCACCACUACACCGAGUACAUGGAUCAAGACGUGUUUGAAGAAGCACGCCACACUUUACGUUUCAUGAUGGACGAUUAUACGGAGGAAAAGUAUACCGACUCUUCGGUUCGCGCUGAAGCCAUUCAGAAUACCACUCUUAAAGGGAUUCGGAGAGAGUUCGCAUUUGGACGAUUAUUGCCACGCAUGCUCGUAUAG